This is a messenger RNA of Exophiala bonariae, 1557 nucleotides long. RefSeq lists its product as uncharacterized. Bases 1 to 1557 code for a protein of 518 amino acids. NCBI's taxonomy places the organism in Eukaryota, Fungi, Ascomycota, Eurotiomycetes, Chaetothyriales, Herpotrichiellaceae. The transcript has a single exon. The record is from RefSeq and is a predicted model, not a curated record.
AUGACUAUCAUGACAGCGGCUCAACGUCGUGGCUGGAAGGAUCAAGACUUGAAUCGCAUGCCAGCCCAAAUCUACCCAGGGCCAUACGUCACCCAUCAAUCAGUGGCACUGGCUCAUUCUGCCUCUGCUUCCACUCCCGGCUCUUCGGUGCCCUCAGCCACCUACUCACAGAUAUCCAGCAAUCCACUCUACCAUUCCGUCCACCAGAAAGCCCAAAGUGACAACUAUGACCCCGUAUGGCGCAGGCCAGCCCAGCAACUAUCGGCUGAACAUUCUGACCAAGUUGUCCGUCCUGUUCGGUCUCGAUCUCGCCUGCAAAAACGUCCCUCUCAGCGCGCAAUGAAAUCAUCACACAUGUCUAGCAUCCAAAAGAAGGCCUCUUUCGACAAGAACAACCUGACCGCUUUACCUCAACAGUCAGAUCCUUCUACUGUCCCUGAGAGGUCUUCCUCCCUACGACUUAGACAAGUGCGUCAUUCCGCAGGCACGGACCGACCGAAGACUGCAAAAGAGAAACCUGACCGCACAGACGCAGUCUAUUCAGAUGGCAACCAGCCAUUCACACAUUCACAGACCACCGUACCUACGAGACCCAGGACAGCACCAUCAGUGGACAACCUCAAAUCGAGAACACAGACAAGAACUCAACCUCCUCUGCCCACUCAGACUUCCACGGCUCCUGUCCAGAGCCCUCUACCUGCGUCAAAUCGAACACCCCGACAUGUCGCCCUUGCACCGUAUGACCCAUUCCCAUUAAAUCCGUUAUACCACAUACCGAGCCCACCUCUCUCGAGUCCAGACCUGAAAUCCGCCCCAACCUCUCAUCCGUCAUUAAAGUCAUCCUCUAAGAACGAGCAAAUCACUAUGGCCGCGCAGCAGCAGUCUCGACAUCAGGAUCGAGCCAUCACCCCUAGUGAGAAUGCAACACAACAGCUUGCGGCCUACGUACAGGCUCACCCUCCCAAGAAGAGAAGUGUCACAAUACCUACGACACACGACACCGUUGUGACAGAGACAAUGCACCCGGCAGUGACUCGCGAAGUUAUUCGAGAGCACCGUAUUGAGGUUUUGCGGGAAGAAAUUACACGUGAGAUUCAUGUGCACCACUACUUUACACACGUACAACCGGUGCGGGCUCUGGAAGUUCUUCCAGCGCGGCACUUCCUCGUCGACCCCGAAACCGGGGAAAAGAAAGAAAUCCCGGAGCCGGAGGGCUGGUCAAUGCCCGCCAACCUGCAGCCAAGGACACCCGACACUUCUAUCCUGGCGCCUGUCACCAGGCAUUACCUUGUCAACGAACAGCAUCCACUGGGGAUUCUAGAGUCAUCGCCCCCACCGCACCCACCUCCGACACAGCCGUUGCCAGCGGCACCGUUGAUGGGGAAGGAGGAGGAGCAUUAUCGUACGCCAUCAACGUCACGCCGGCCACCUUCAGCAUAUCAAAAUGCACCGAAGAACGCCUCAGACGAAAUGAAAGCAUUGGCCGCUGCCAGUCAUAAAGCGACAUGGACUCCAUUUCCACGUUCGACGAGCAAAGCAAGUCAAAGUAGCCGGUGA